This is a messenger RNA of Lingula anatina, 2695 nucleotides long. Its product is annotated as putative ammonium transporter 1. Gene Ontology annotation, molecular function: ammonium channel activity. The record is from RefSeq and is a predicted model, not a curated record. Gene Ontology annotation, cellular component: plasma membrane. NCBI's taxonomy places the organism in Eukaryota, Metazoa, Brachiopoda, Lingulata, Lingulida, Lingulidae. Gene Ontology annotation, biological process: ammonium transmembrane transport; ammonium homeostasis.
GCGACAUACAAGAGCAAAUUAUUAUCUCGGCUGCGCCUCGAUAUAUAAUUACGCUCUUGUAUGCCGCAUACAGUGGACAACUCGUGUUGUAACUAGUACAUGUUGGAUGUUUCGUUCAUGCACAUUAAAAAUGCGUGUAUUAAAAAUAGCACUCCGAACUCCCUAAUUGAUGUGGCAUCGCCGUGUAGCGUAUCGGACGCGCCGUUAGAAGAGGUAGCCAUCGGGUCACUUCCUAAACCUAAGAUAUGAGGGUAAAGUUAGACAACGACACUAUAACUUCACCUCGUGAAAGCGACCCAGGUGCAAACCCAGACACAACGCAUAUGAGACACCGAAAAAAAAGAGACACGGUUACUGUCAAUGAUCAUUAAACUCAGCUCAAAAUCACGUGGCAAUCUGAUGUAUCCUGUUUUCUUGACAAAUAAGGUUGCCUCCCCUACAGCAGUAAUCGAGUAGAGCAAAGAACUGGCCGGACCCAACUACUAAGUAAAAACCAGAUCUACACAGAAAGUAUGGCAGAUGGAAACGUUACUUUGCUUUUGAAAAGAGUGGAAACUGCUGAAACGUCACUCAAGUCACUGAAAGAUAAUGCGGAUGUCUUCUUUGUUCUGAUCAUGGCAAUCGUCAUAUUUUUCAUGCAAGCUGGUUUCGCCUUCCUAGAAUGUGGUUCCGUUAGAAGCAAGAACACCACCAAUAUUCUCAUCAAGAACAUGCUAGAUUGUUUUAUCUCUGGCAUUGCUUACUGGGGCGUAGGGUACGCACUUGCAUUUGGAGAGCCAGAUAAUUUCUUCCUGGGGACCCGCUAUUGGUUCAGUGAGAACAUGCCCGGCGACAUGCACUUUCAUUUUUGGUUUUUCCAUUUUGUGUUUGCUGCCACCGCUGCCACCAUUGUGUCCGGCGCUAUGGCGGAGCGGUGUGAAUUCAUUGCGUAUUUUGCGUAUAGUUUUGUUAUAACUGGAGUCGUGUAUCCAAUCGUCACACACUGGGCGUGGUCUUCAAGUGGUUGGCUGGCUGUUGGCAUAGAUGGUAUCGCUUACAAGGAUUUUGCAGGCAGUGGGGUGGUCCAUCUGCUAGGAGGCACAGCAGCGCUGGUCGGUGCUAUUUUAUUGGGACCGAGGAUAGGAAGAUUUGACUCGAUUGAUGGGAAACCCAACGAUAUCCCCGGGCACAGUGUUCCGCUUGCCGCCCUGGGCGGAUUCAUACUGAUGUUUGGUUUCUUCGCCUUCAAUGGUGGUUCCCAAGCCAGUAUCUCGCAGCCCGGGGACGGGGCUGCUGUAGCACGAGCUAUGAUGAACACCGUUAUUUGUGGGAGCUUUGCAGCCUUUACAUCCAUGAUUCUGAAGAAAUGCGGACUCGCAUGUAUCAAUUGCUCAUGUGGACAUCCAUCGAACUGGAGUCUCCUGGUUACAAUCAACGGCGCCCUCACAGGCAUGGUUGCCGCCUGUGCAGGCUGUGACGUGUUAAUGCCGUGGGGAGCGUGCAUUGUUGGCGUUAUUGCAGGGAUCACUUACUUAUUCUGGAGCUGGGCUGUCCAGGCCAUGAAAAUAGACGAUCCCCUGGACGCAGUGGCAGUGCAUGGCGGAGGGGGUCUCUGGGGUCUGAUAGCCGUGCCAAUUUUUAAAAUGAAUGAUGGCAUCAUCUUCGAUCCUUCCAAUGUGACAGCCUGGAAGUCGUUAGGAGUCAAUAUGGUCGGGGCAGUAGCCAUUGUCGGAUGGACGGCAGUGAUCUGCCUUGUCCUCUUCGGGAUACUGAAGCUGUGUAAAGUGUUGCGGGUAAAUGAGGACAUUGAAAUCAAAGGACUAGAUAUUCCCAAGCAUGGUGAACCCGCCUAUCCAUCCGAGGCGUGGGGCGAUGGUUGGAACUCAGGGCACUUGACCAUGCACGGGCACGUGGCAAUGAACAGUGACAGUAAGGCGAUAAAUAUGUCAGAUCUUGAACCUGUUGUAGUCCCCAAGGGCUAUGUGAAGUCGCCAGAAAGAUACCAGUACCAUGGCGAAAUGAACAAUGGUCAGCUGACAAACCGUGCAGUCUUCAUUGCCAAACAACCCGGCCAGGAAUAUGACAACGCGGCGUAUACUCAUGAAAACACGCAUUUUUAGGCAAUACGUGAAAUAACCUUCGCAUGGAUUGUGACGCAAAAAAUGUAGAAAGAAGGGGCCUUGCAUUAUUAAUGCAUUUGUUUAAUAGAAAAAUAUCAGCAAGAUGGUAAAUUUGGUCUACCAUUCUUUACUUCAGGAUUAGGUCAACCCCUUAAUUUUAAGGACAAGUUAAACUCAAGAAUAAUGUUACCCGAUAUUAAAGCAAACUAGGAAGUGAUAGUUCGACUGUUUCAUUUCAUUUCAUUGUCAUCCUGAGGUACAAAUAAUGAACAAUCUCUAAAAUAACUUACGAACUUACGUGGAUUUGGGAUCAAAGCUUUAGUUGACGAGACGCUAAGAGUGGUUAUUUUUUGCACAAUUUCAGAGUUAAUCUAUAUUUGGUUUGAUGUAAUAUGAUGAAAGAUCAUGAUUUUACAUUGUAGUUUUAUUUUCAGAUGGCAUUUAAGAUAUUAUAUUCUUGUUCUCCAUAUUCCAGAUAAACACUCAUUAUAUCAUUAAACAUUUUAGACUUAUUGAUCAUUUUUAUAUAAUAUUAUACGUGAAAUGUAACAGUCGUCACAACAAAAUAAAAAGAGUUAUACAAAGAAUAGUGCGAC